UGAUCGAACCUUAAUUGUGGUCGACCAUAAAGUUGUAUUAACAUUUUCUUUUGACUUGUUGAGGUUAGAUUAUAGUCAAGCACACUACAUAUUUUUUCUUACGCCCAUGUGUUCUAAUCGUCUUGGCGCUGUGGUUCCGGUGUGUGCCCGUUAAGUACUUAAUGGUUCCCCGCGAGAGUUCGAAUCUCUGAGGCAUUUUCCUUUUUGUUCCAAUUUCUCUAAUUUUAAUUAUAUCGUCCAUGGUCGGGUAAACGGUAAUCAAUCACUCAGACUCUGCCAAGUUUAGUGAGUCUGAAACCGAAAGAAUGCCUUUUGGGUAAAUUUCAUUCAAAGAAGAGGGCGGUAUUUCUUAGGGUUUUAUGAUUUUUUUUUUCUCUUAAUGUCAGAUAUAUAUUUUCUGGGCGAUCAGAAUUGAGGUUUUCUCGUUCUCCUACUUGAACUUUUCUUCAUUCCAACUAAUUUAUUGAUUCUCGCCAUCCCCAUCAACUGGAGCUUUACCCUUCGGCUUUCGAAAGUAGCAACAAAUGGAUAACUUUGACCAGAAGCUCGGUCCAGAUUUUUUGAAGAAUCUCUCUGGGGAAACCAUUUCCCCGUUAAGCGUCGUCAUUCAUGAAGACAUAUAUGAAAGCUCCUCAAAGAGACCAAAAACAACAUCUAAGGUCUGGGAUGUUUUUGAGAAGCUUCCAGCACAGCAAGGGGAUUCCAAGGCUAUAUGUAAGUUAUGCAGGAGAAUAUAUACUGCUAAAACCACUAGUGGUACCUCUCACCUGAGACGUCAUAUAGAGGCGUGCCUUAAACGUGGCAAUCAUGACCUUGACCAGCGUUCAACGGAAGCAUGCUUUAAACCUGUUAACCGCGAUGCAAAUCGCCACACUGUUUCGCAUGGCACCUUGAUUGAUGCUACUACACCCUUAAAGAGCUAUAAAUUAGAUGUGGAUGAGAUUCGUCGUGCGAUUGCAAUGAUGAUCAUUGUUGAUGCACAACCAUUUAGAGUGGUUGAAGAUACAGGUUUUAGACAUGUAUUGAAUGUUGCAUGUCCUGAAUUUCCUCUUCUGAGUAGGAAGGCUAUUAAAAGGGACAUAAUUUCCAUUUAUGUGAGGGAGAGAGAGAAUAUUCGUGAGUUGCUAGGAGCAUGUCCUGGUCGGAUUUGUUUGACAUCCAGUACAUGGAAAUCGAAUUGUGAUGAUCAUUAUAAUUGUGUCACUGCACACUUCAUUGACCAUGAAUGGAGGUUGCAGAAGAGGAUUUUAAGGUUCAAGCUUAUACCCCCUCCAUAUGAUAGUUUGUCCAUUGCAGAUGAGAUAGGUUUGUGUAUGGUUCAGUGGAACAUUGAACACAAGGUGUUCAGUGUCACGCUGGAGAACUUGUUGAGUGAUGAUUGUGUGGCUGACAUACUUAAAACACGUCUUGAUGCAAAAAAGUACCUCCCUUUUAAGGGUGUAUUUUUUAAUAUGAGUUGUUCUACUCGCAUUUUGAAUUUGAUUGUGCAAGCUGGUUUCAACCUAAUUAUUGAUAUCAUUGGAAAACUGAGACUUGGUAUUAAGUAUGUGCAGCAAUCCCCCCAUAGGAAGAAGAACUUUUACAUAAUUGCUAAGACUUUGAAUUUGGAUACUCAAAAAAAGUUGUGUCUUGAUUCUCCUAGUAGGUGGAAUUCCACCUAUAACAUGAUAGAAGUUGCUUUGUGUUAUAAGAAUGCAUUUCUGUACUUGGCAGAACAGGACAAAAACUUUAUACACAAAUUAUCUGAAGAUGAGUGGGAAAAAGUAAGUGUGUCAUACAAAUUUCUGAAAGUCAUUUUUGAGGUGGCAUGUAUAUUUUUUAGAAACAGACAGCCAACGUCAAAUUUGUAUUUCAAAGCACUGUGGAAAGUUCAUAGUCGCUUAUCAGAUAUGGUUAGAGGCCCAGAAAAUUUUAUGACUCGCAUGGUCAAGGAAAUGCAGUCAAAAUUUAACCAAUACUGGUCAGAGUAUAACUUGAUCUUGUCAUGUGCUGCUAUUUUGGAUCCAAGGUAUAAGAUUAAGUUUGUUGAAUAUUGUUACACCAAACUGUAUGGUAGUGGUGCACAGCAAUAUGUUAGUGCAAGUGUUAACACUUUGUAUGGCUUGUUUCAUGACUACAUGCAAAAUUCUGCCUGCCCUUCUCAUACUGCUACCUUGUCAGUUCUUACCACUAAAAUCUCCAAUGAUAAAGAUGAUAACGACGGGUUUGAAGAUUAUGAAACCUUUCAAAGUGCCAGAUUUCAAACUCAAGUGGAGAAGUCUCAACUGGAUCUUUACUUAGACGAACCAAGCCAUGAUCUAAACAGUGAAAUUGAUGUCUUAGAGUAUUGGACUUUAUGCUCCCUGAGGUAUCCAGAGCUUUCAAGAAUGGCUCGUGAUGUUUUAACCAUUCCUGUGUCUACUAUUGCUUCUGACAAUGCAUUUGACAUUGGUCCUCAAGUGAUUAGCACUGAUCGUAGUUCUCUGAAAUCAAAGAUGAUACAAGCAUUGGUUUGUCUUCAAGAUUGGAUGUUGGCUUCUGAUAAAACAAGAGGUUCAGGCUCUAUGGAAAGCAGAACUGAAGAUGAUAGCUCCAGUUCUAGUGAUGGUGAUGAUGACUAUUAGCUUAUCAAAAACGUUGCAGAAGAGUUUCAGGAAAUUUGAGAACUGAUUAAUGAUGAGGUUCAAUAGACCUGGAUAGGACUCUGAGUUACAAACAAAUGAUGGCAGAUCAGUCAUGUACGGCACAGGAAUUGAAGGCAAUGGAACAGUGGGCUCUUCCAAAGGGACCCUUACGUUUCCAAAAUUCAAAUGAAAAUAUAUGGCAUUAACUGCCCAAGAUUGAGUGAGGAAUGCAGCUCCCGCCAUACCUGAUUUUGUAGCUACAUCUGAAGCUCGUGACUAACUACAUCAUACAGGAGGAGGGCAGAAGAAUUCAGUAUCAGUUUCUGAAUGAGCUUGGCUAGCCUUGGAGAAACAAGUGUUGGUGACAGAGGUGAAGAUAUUGAUCCACGCUAAUAUUUACCCUUUCACCUCCUUCCAAUGAUUUGGGCUUUGUGUUGAAGGAGCUUGCUGAGGCUUGCAUGGAGUUGGUGGUAGUGAUGAGGCUCCACCCUGCGGCCUUUUUGAGGCUGAGUGCUUAUAAUAUUGCAGCAUUGGAUUUAGUAUUCAUGUGACCUUGUAUCGGAAAAGGAAAUGUACCAGCGCACAAGUUUUCACCAACUCUUUGCAUCAUCCAAUUUCCCACCAACACUCUCCCAUUCCGCACAUGACUUAAUUUCUAGCAUUUCGAAUUCAUGAAUGGAGAAAAGGUGAAAUGAUGAUGCCAAAACCAUUGAAGGUUUGUAAUUUUUGUGCUUGAUUUCUACUACUUCACUCUGAUUAUUCAGAUUCAAACAAAGGAAUUAAAUUCCAUGGAUUCAUGUAUAUAUCCAAUAUUCAUAGGUAUGGAUACACAUUUUCAAUUUUUUCUUA
This is a messenger RNA of Theobroma cacao (cacao), 3452 nucleotides long. Its product is annotated as zinc finger BED domain-containing protein RICESLEEPER 2-like. The record is from RefSeq and is a predicted model, not a curated record. Lineage: Eukaryota; Viridiplantae; Streptophyta; Magnoliopsida; Malvales; Malvaceae. Gene Ontology annotation, molecular function: DNA binding; protein dimerization activity.